AUGAAAGGAUUUCUAAAGCAUUGUUCAUAUGAUGAUCUUACUCGACACUAUCAACUGCAGAUUGCUCUACAUCUUGCAGCUUUCCACGGCUUUUUAGAAUUAGGACAUUCUGCCUUGCGAUUGGGUGCACGAAGCGAUCGUCCAGUUGGUGAACAUCCAUGUAGACAAUGGUCGAGUGAAACAACGAUACAAGAUAUGCCUGAGAUGCUUAAAUGUCCCAUUCAUGUAGCCAUUGAACGAGGACAUAUGAAAAUGGUCGAUCUUUUUGUACGACAAUCAGUUUUGUGUACUCAAGUUCCGCAUCCAAUAUCUGGACUGUUACCCUAUCGUAUGGCAUUAUCAUUGUCUAUGUCAUUGAAGACAAAAGUGGAAAAACAACGUUACAGUAAAAUCUAUUUUUAUCUCCAUGAUAAACAAUUCAAUUUCAAAAUUCCAUUGAAUGCUAGUGGUGGUCAUAGUUCCAGUUUAUUAACAUCGACUUCGAGCAUCAAGUCAUUGUAUCAAUCAUCAUCACAUCAAGUCUUUUUUUCUCUGCCACGUUACUAUAAAAUAAUCAGAUGGUAUGAACGAGCGCAAGAACGUGUUUGGAAAAAAUACGGUGUUCACAUCCACAAUUCAAUUGAAAUCAAACGAUCCUUUCAAAGUAAAGGUUUAUUAGGUUAUAAAGUAAUGAUCGAUGGUUUCAAUAAUACUUUCGACGCCUCAAAUGAACCGAUUUGUUCUGUGACUUCCAGUAGAAAAUCAAAAUUAGAUCAAACUGACCGAUAUAGCGAUUACAUCGAUGAAGAAAAUGAGAAGAUACAUAAAAUGAAGGCAUACAUGGAAGGAUUCGGUGCUGUGGAACGACAACGAACUAAACCACCAGCAGUCAACAACCUUCGAAAACUACGACAUAUCCCAUUUUUAUCUCAAUACAGCUUGUUGGAUGCAAAAUUACAACCGAUUGAUCUUACUUCUAUAAACUCUGCAGUAUUUUUGGAAGGCAUUAUGUCACCGUCAGAGAUCUCUAAUAGUCAAGGUCCUUCGAGUUUUAUUGGCCUAGAUCAUCAAUGUUCGAAGUUCAUCUUUGAUAUGGAAAAAUCCUUGAAUAUUUCUAGGACACAAUUGAACGCAGCCAAUCCAGCAACAUUCGAACCAAAUAAAGGUAAGUUCUAUUAG
Molecule: messenger RNA, 1158 nt
Organism: Rotaria sordida
Lineage: Eukaryota; Metazoa; Rotifera; Eurotatoria; Philodinida; Philodinidae
Source: the annotation of a GenBank genome assembly